AUGAAGCUAUGCGAGCGCUACGACAUCUUUGAGGAGACUGUCGAGCUCGACGGUCUGGAAGCUGCCUUUGCGACAGUGUCGGCGCUGGACCUACAUCAGUUCACGACCUUGCCGGAUCACGAGACCAAGUUUGACGCCAAGUACCGCGUCCGGUCGCUGCCCGAGGUGCUGGAACGGGCUGCUGGAAUGGCCUCAAACCUCAACCAUGAGUACGCGGCCUGCCUUUCCCAGAUCAAGGGGAGUUGUCCAUCUCGCGCUAUCGACACCCCCGACAAGCAGCUCUUGAACAAGCAGCUCCUCGGCGUAGGCAAGGGCGAGUCGUACUGGUUCUGGCUCGCACAGCUCUACAGUGAUCAGUUCAACGCCGAGUUUGGCACCGUCUCGUUCUUCAGCCGCGAGCUGCUGCCAUCCCAGCUCAUCGAGACGAUCGAGAAGACCGCCGUUUCGUGGUAG
This is a messenger RNA of Saprolegnia diclina VS20, 453 nucleotides long. RefSeq lists its product as hypothetical. NCBI's taxonomy places the organism in Eukaryota, Oomycota, Saprolegniomycetes, Saprolegniales, Saprolegniaceae. Bases 1 to 453 code for a protein of 150 amino acids. The transcript has a single exon. The record is from RefSeq and is a predicted model, not a curated record.